AUAAUGUAUACAAUAUAUAUAUAAUGUAUAAGAAAUAAAAUAAAACAAAGUGGAUAAUGAGGAAGACAGGGAGGAAGUUGGCAUGAUCCGCUGGGGGGUGAGAGGGUAGAUAAGGCUCCAGCGACUGGAGCGGAGGCCAGUUCAGUUCCAGGCAUGGAGCAGUGUGGAUCAACCUUCACUUCUCCUCUCUCUAUCGAGUAUUACGAUACUGAGCGGAUAUAGUGGCUUGUCCUUGGAUCAGCAGUUUCAGAUUUCCCAAUGUUGAGAUGGAGUUGCUCAUGCCGUCAGGCGGCUAUGUCGCUGCCAGUAUAGUUUUGUUCUUCAUAGGAUUUAUCGGGUUCUUCGCCAACCUCACUGUCAUUGUUGUUAUGUGCAGAGAUCAACAGCUCUGGACACCACUCAACUACAUUCUCUUGAAUUUGAUUAUGUCGGAUUUUUCUGUCUCUCUUUUGGGAAAUCCAUUCACGUUUGUCUCAGCUGUUGCGAAAACAUGGAUAUUCGGAAAGACUAUGUGCAUAAUCUAUGGAUUCUUCAUGGCCAUUCUAGGUAUCACCUCGAUCGGUACCCUCUCGCUUCUGUCCCUAGAGAGGUACCUCAUCAUCAGCCGGCCGGUGAGCCACGGGCAGCUCACGAGGAAGACAGCCAUCCUCUUGGUCAUGGCCGUCUGGCUGUACUCCUUCACGCUCACCUUCCCUCCCCUCGUAGGGUGGGGGGAGUACGGCCCUGAGGCAGCGAACCUCAGCUGCUCGGUGAACUGGGAGACGAGAAGUCACUCUUCCACUUCCUACAUCAUUUACCUCUUCGUUUUUGGUUUCUUCUUGCCCAUCAUCAUCAUUUGCUACUCAUAUAUGAACAUUAUUUUUACAAUAAAAAAGAGUAGACACACCGCCGGGAGGGUGGCCAAGGCGGAGUCGAGGGUCACCUGGAUGGUGGCCAUCAUGAUCGUCGCCUUCUUCGUCUCCUGGACGCCCUACGCCAUCUCGGCCCUCCUCAUCGCCUUCCUCGACGCCAGGAUCAGUCCUGGGCUGGCCACGGUACCUGCCGUCUUCGCCAAGACCAGCAUAUGCUACAACCCCAUCAUCUAUGUCGGUCUCAACUCUCAGGAGAAGGAAGCCUUCGAAAUUGGUGGCUCAAUCUUGAGAUUUGGUGAAAAAUUGACCUAUGAUAUGACUUGCCGAUCAAAAACACCAUCGAUAAAUAAUAUAAGCUCCUCCUCCCUCGAUCAUAGAGACUAUCCGGGUCUUGUUGUACGCAUCAAACUCUUCUAUAUCCAAUUUGUCCCGUAUCGAUCUACAGACCUAACACUGUUCAGGUAUUGA
Molecule: messenger RNA, 1319 nt
Organism: Nezara viridula (southern green stink bug)
Lineage: Eukaryota; Metazoa; Arthropoda; Insecta; Hemiptera; Pentatomidae
Source: the annotation of a GenBank genome assembly